Gorilla gorilla gorilla (western lowland gorilla) is the source of this 799-nucleotide messenger RNA. RefSeq names its product ras-related protein Ral-A-like. The record is from RefSeq and is a predicted model, not a curated record. The coding region runs from base 42 to 662 and encodes 206 amino acids. Gene Ontology annotation, biological process: signal transduction. Gene Ontology annotation, cellular component: membrane. Gene Ontology annotation, molecular function: GTP binding; GTPase activity. The transcript has a single exon. NCBI's taxonomy places the organism in Eukaryota, Metazoa, Chordata, Mammalia, Primates, Hominidae.
GCAGAUUCUUCCUAACCGGUUGGUGAGAACUACAACACAAGAUGGCCGCAAAUAAGCCCAAGGGUCAGAAUAAUUUGGCCUUACACAAAGUCAUCACGGUGGGCAGUACCGGUGUGGGCAAGGCAGCUCUGACUCUACAGUUCAUGUACGAUGAGUUUGUGGAGGACUAUGAGCUUAUCAAAGAAGGCACCUAUCGGAAGAGAGUAGUACUGGUUGGCGAGGAAGUACAGAUCGGUGUCUUAGAAACAGCUGGGCAGGAGGACUAUGCUGCAAUUAGGGACAACUAUUUCCGAAGCAGAGAGGGGUUUCUCUGUGUCUUCUCUAUUGCAGAAAUGGAAUCCUUUGCAGCUACAGCUGACUUCAGGGAGCAGAUUUUAAGAGUAAAAGAAGAUGAGAAUGUUCCAUUUCUACUGGUUGGUAACAAAUCAGAUUUAGAAGAUAAAAGGCCGGUUUCUGUAAAAGAGGCAAAAAACAGAGCUGACCAGUGGACUGUUAACUAUGUGGAAACAUCUGCUAAAACACGAGCUAAUGUUGACAAGGUAUUUUUUUAUUUAAUGAGAGAAAUUCGAGCAAAAAAGAUGGAAGACAGCAAAGAAAAGAAUGGAAAAAAGAAGAGGAAAAGUUCAGCCAAGAGAAUCAGAGAAAGAUGCUGCAUUUUAUAAUCAAAGUCCAAAUUCCUUUCUUAUCUUGACCAUGCUAAUAAAUAUAACUUAUAAGCAUUGCCAUUGAAGGCUCAAUUACUGAAAUUACUUUAACAUUUUGGAAAUUGUUGUAUGUCACUAAAAGCAUGAAUUGGAAC